Messenger RNA from Sarcophilus harrisii (Tasmanian devil), 5937 nucleotides. It is a transcript of the gene TRPS1, whose product is annotated as transcriptional repressor GATA binding 1. Gene Ontology annotation, molecular function: DNA-binding transcription factor activity; zinc ion binding; RNA polymerase II transcription regulatory region sequence-specific DNA binding. The record is from RefSeq and is a predicted model, not a curated record. Gene Ontology annotation, biological process: regulation of transcription by RNA polymerase II. Lineage: Eukaryota; Metazoa; Chordata; Mammalia; Dasyuromorphia; Dasyuridae. Gene Ontology annotation, cellular component: nucleus. The coding region runs from base 263 to 4144 and encodes 1293 amino acids. The transcript has 7 exons.
CCCCCCCCCCCCCCCCCCCCCCCCCCCCCCCCCGAAUAAUCCAAGAUCAACUCUGCAAACAACAGAAGACGGUUCAUGGCUCUAGCCACCGCUCCACCAUCUUUCGGGCUGCUGAGGUUAUUAUUGCCGAUUAAUCAACAGAUAUACAGAUCAGCUCUCAAAAUGUCUUCUGUGUCUUCCGUGCAUCUUCUAAGACAAUUGCAUUAGCCUCCUGCUAGUUGACUAAUAGAAUUAAUAAUUGUAAAAAGCACUCUAAAGCCACAUGCCUUAUGAAGUCAAUGCUGGGUAUGAUUUUACAAAUAUGGUCCGGAAAAAGAAUCCCCCUCUGAGAAACAUUGCUAGUGAAGGCGAGGCACAGACCCUCGAACCUAUAGGUACGGAGAACAAGGUAUCUGGAAGGAAUAAAGACUUUUCUGCAGAUCAGAUGCCAGAAAAUACUGAUCAGAGUGACAGUGCAGAAGUGAACAAUAAGGAGGGCCAUUGCCUGCAUGUCCAAGAUUCAUCUUCCAGCAUUAAGAAGGACUUAAAAAGCUCAGUCCUGAAUGAGAAGGCUGGCUUCAAUUAUGAAAGCCACAGUAAGGGAGGAAACAUUUCAUCCUUCCCUCAUGAUGAGGUGACAGACAGAAAUAUGUUGGCUUUCUCAUCUCCAGCUGCUGGGGGAGUCUGUGAGCCCUUCAAGUCUCCUCUAAGAUCAGAUACAGAUGACACCCAAGAUAUAGCCUGCACCCCAUCGGGGGAUCCCCUGGAGACAAAUGAAGAACAAAAGAUGUCGCCUAAGGCUACAGAGGAGACAGGUCAAGCUCAGAGUGGUCAAACCGAUUGUCCAGGCUCCAGCCCAACUUCAGCGGCCUCAAAAAACCCACAAGUGCCUUCAGAUGGGGGUGUAAGACUGAACAAAUCCAAAACUGACUUACUGGUUAAUGAUAAUUCAGAUACAGCACCUCUGUCUCCAGAGCUUCAGGACUUCAAAUGUAACAUCUGUGGAUAUGGCUAUUAUGGCAAUGACCCCACAGAUCUCAUUAAGCACUUCCGCAAGUAUCACCUUGGAUUGCACAACCGCACCAGGCAGGAUGCUGAGCUUGACACCAAAAUCUUGGCCCUCCACAACAUGGUGCAGUUCAGCCACUCCAAAGACUUCCAGAAAGUCAACCGCACUAUGCUUUCCGGUGUGCUCCAGGACAUCAAUUCCUCCAGGCCUCUUUUACUAAAUGGGACCUACGAUGUACAGGUCACUUCAGGUGGAACUUUCAUUGGCAUUGGACGCAAAACUCCUGAUUGCCAAGGAAACACCAAGUACUUUCGCUGUAAAUUCUGCAAUUUCACAUACAUGGGCAACUCAUCAACUGAACUAGAGCAACACUUUCUACAGACUCACCCAAAUAAAAUAAAGGCUUCUCUCCCCUCUUCUGAAUCUGGGAAAUCUUCUGAGAAAAACUCUAAUAAGUCCAGCCCCACUCUUCGAGAUUCUGGAGACUUGGGAAAGUGGCAAGACAAAAUUACCGUGAAAGCAGGAGAUGACACUCCUGUGGGUUACUCAGUGCCCAUCAAACCCAUUGAUUCUUCUAGACAAAAUGGUACAGAUGCUACCAGUUACUAUUGGUGUAAAUUUUGUAGUUUCAGCUGCGAAUCAUCCAGCUCCCUCAAACUGUUGGAACAUUAUAAUAAACAGCAUGGGGGAGGACAGUCAGGAGGCCUUAAUCCAGACUUGAAUGAUAAGCUUUCCAGGGGCACUGUCAUUAACCAGAAUGAUCUAGCCAAAAAUACAGAGGGGGACCCAGUAACUAAGGCAGAAAAGGGCUCCAGUGCAGCUAAAAAGAAAGACUUCUCUAGUAAAGGAGCAGAGGAUAAUGUAGUGACAAGUUACAAUUGUCAGUUUUGUGACUUCAGGUACUCCAAGAGCCAUGGUCCUGAUGUAAUUGUGGUGGGGCCACUCCUUCGUCAUUAUCAACAACUACACAAUAUUCACAAAUGUACCAUUAAGCACUGUCCAUUCUGCCCCAGAGGCCUUUGUAGCCCUGAAAAGCACCUUGGAGAAAUUACUUAUCCAUUUGCUUGUAGAAAGAGUAAUUGUUCCCACUGUGCGCUCUUACUCUUGCACCUGUCUCCUGGGGCCACUGGAAGCUCCAGAGUUAAACAUCAGUGCCAUCAAUGCUCAUUCUCUACGCCCGAUGUUGAUGUUCUCCUGUUUCAUUAUGAGAAUGUGCAUGAAUCCCAGGCGUCUGAUGUCAAACAAGAAGCAAAUCACCUGCAAGGGACAGAUGGGCAUCUGACUGUCAAAGAAAACAAAGAACACUCAUGUACCAAAUGUGACUUUAUUACCCAGGUGGAAGAAGAGAUUUUCCGACACUACAGGAGAGCACAUAACUGCUAUAAAUGCCGUCAGUGCCGCUUCACAGCUGCUGAUACCCAGUCACUACUAGAGCACUUCAACACUGUGCAUUGCCAAGAAUCGGAUAUCACUACGGCCAAUGGAGAAGAGGAUAGUCAUAGUGUGUCUGCUAUCAAGGAGGAGCCCAAAAUUGACCUCAAGGUCUAUAGUCUAAUCAAUCCAGAUUCUAAAAUGGGGGAGCCAGUCUCUGAUGCCAUAGUGAAGAGAGAGAAACUGGAAGACAAGGAAGGGCUUAAGGACAAAGGUUGGACUGAUGGUUCCAGUGAUGAUCUUAGAAAUGUGACCUGGAGAGGGACAGAAAUUUUAAGAGGUAGCCCAUCCUAUACUCAAGCAAGCUUAGGUCUCCUGACUCCUGUGUCUGGUACACAGGAGCAGCCGAAGACUUUAAGGGAUAGCCCUAAUGUAGAAGCUGCCCAUCUGGCACGACCUAUUUAUGGCUUGUCUGUUGAGACCAAGGGAUUCAUGCAAGGAGUGCCCACUGGAGGAGGAGAGAAAUCUGGAUCCCUUACACAGCAGUAUCCUGCAUCAGGUGAAAACAAGUCUAAGGAUGAGUCACAGUCCCUGCUACGGAGACGUAGAGGCUCGGGUGUUUUCUGUGCCAAUUGCCUGACCACAAAGACCUCUCUCUGGCGAAAGAAUGCCAAUGGCGGCUACGUAUGCAACGCGUGUGGCCUCUACCAGAAGCUCCACUCGACUCCCAGGCCUUUAAACAUCAUCAAACAGAACAACGGUGAGCAGAUCAUUAGGAGACGGACGAGAAAGCGCCUUAACCCAGAGGCACUUCAGGCUGAGCAGCUAAACAAACAGCAGAGGGGUAGUGGUGAGGAGCAAGUCAAUGGAAGCCCGUUAGAGAGGAGGUCAGAGGAUCAUUUAACUGAAGGUCACCAGAGAGAAAUUCAGCUCCCCAGCCUGAGUAAAUAUGAGGCCCAGGGUUCAUUGACUAAAAGCCAUUCUGCUCAGCAGCCAAUGUUGGUCAGCCAAACUCUGGAUAUUCACAAAAGGAUGCAACCUUUGCACAUUCAGAUAAAAAGUCCUCAGGAAAGUACUGGAGACCCAGGAAAUAGUUCAUCAGUAUCCGAAGGUAAAGGAAGUUCUGAGAGAGGCAGUCCAAUAGAAAAAUACAUGAGACCUGCGAAACAUCCAAAUUAUUCACCACCAGGAAGCCCUAUUGAAAAGUACCAGUACCCAAUUUUUGGACUUCCAUUUGUACACAAUGACUUCCAGAGUGAAGCAGAUUGGCUGCGAUUCUGGAGUAAAUAUAAGCUGUCAGUUCCUGGGAAUCCGCACUACUUGAGUCAUGUGCCUGGCCUACCAAACCCUUGCCAAAACUAUGUGCCUUAUCCCACCUUUAAUCUGCCUCCUCAUUUUUCAGCUGUUGGAUCAGACAAUGACAUUCCUCUAGAUUUGGCGAUCAAGCAUUCCAGACCUGGGCCAACUGCAAAUGGUGCCUCCAAGGAAAAAACUAAGGCUCCAUCAAAUGUAAAAAAUGAAGGUCCCUUGAAUGUAGUAAAAACAGAGAAAGUUGAUAGAAGUACUCAAGAUGAACUUUCAACAAAAUGUGUGCACUGUGGCAUUGUCUUUCUGGAUGAAGUGAUGUAUGCUUUGCAUAUGAGUUGCCAUGGUGACAGUGGACCUUUCCAGUGCAGCAUAUGCCAGCAUCUUUGCACGGACAAGUAUGACUUCACCACUCACAUCCAGAGGGGCCUACAUAGGAACAAUGCACAAGCCGAAAAAAAUGGAAAACCUAAAGAGUAAAACCUUAGCACUUAGCACAAUUAAAUAGAAAUAGGUUUUCUUGAUGGGAAUUCAAUAGCUUGUAAUGUCUUAUGAAGACCUAUAAAAAACACUUCAUAGAGCCUACCUUAUCCAGUAUAAAAGCCCUCAUUAUUUACCUUUUUUCCCCCUUCUUUUCUUUUGAUGUGUGGGUUACCAAGAUUCAAAAGUGAAAUGAAUAGUGGUCAAUGGAAAAGGAAGAUGAUAGCAAUUAGCAUCUGGAACCCGAUAAAGCAAAAGUAUCUUGGAUAAAGUGUACCAUGAUAUAUAUCCCUGAGAAAUACCUCUAGACCUCAGUUAUUCUGUUUGUUCAGAAUGAACAAAAAUAUGUCUAUGUACAUGUAUGCAGUGUAUGUGAAUACAUACAUAUACAUGUAUACAUAAAAUGGUGAUAUAAUAAGGGACUGACCUGAUUACUUAUUAAGAAACUCAGAAAUAGUGGCCUAAUUUUUUUUUUAAUGAUAACAUAAAAUCUUGUACAUAAAAGAGGGAUAAAAGAGAUAUUCAGAGAUCUUCUUUUCUUCAGGGCAGCUAAUAGAAUGGCAAAAGUUGAAUCGUGAAUAAGUGCCCUAACCACCCUCAUUGGUAAAAUUUCUUAUUUGAACACAAAAAUGCAAGUUGGGGUUAGGUUUGUGUGAGGAGAAGCAGCAAGGGAAAAAUGGAGAUGGGAGCAAAACGUCUUCAGCUAGCCUGCCUAUAAUAUUUAUGUCCAUUAGCUAUGUCCAAAUGUUCAAUAGUCAUUUAGUUUGCAAUUUGGGGUAAGUUGGGCUCCGUUGUAUGCAUUGUUAUAAACACUGUCCUUAAAGCUUCCGUAGUAAUUUCACCUGGGCCUUUCUUUUCUCGGGUGAAGAACCAGAUCUUUUCUUAGACACUACUUGGUCACUAACCUCACCUGGCACAAUAUAAUGAAAGGAAUCCCUUCAGUUCAAACAGCUCGAUGAAUAAUAAGAUCAUAUCAUGGGCCUGAUUUGUAGAGAACAUUAUCUCCACAGGGUAACCUGCUGUAUUUAUUUAUUUUUCCUGGUUAAAUAUACUUUCAAAACUUUGUGGUUAGGCAGAGUCUAAGGUUACUUUUACCACAGACUGACAGUUGGUAUAUAUACUGGUCAAUCCCUUCAGAAGACUUCUUCCAGGUAUAGCUAAAUAGCAUUGAAUAGAAUUCUUAGAAGUAUGUCCUCAUAGUACUUUUAAUACUUAAGGCUUUAUAAAACUAUCCAUGAAGGGAAAGCUCCUCAGCAUAACUGCUCAGGGAAAUAGGGCUCAAUAACUGAACAUUAAAUAAUUGGUUAAAGGUGCUGUUAGACGAUCCUCAAUGCUUGCUACAAGGAUGUACAAGGACUGACUUUAAUAAUUUGCAUUAUAUUGUCCCAACCAGUAGUUUAUUAUUAUUGUUGUUAUUAUUAUUUUGCCACGGAGAUGUAGAAGAUAUUACAAGCUACUGGAUGCACUGUCAGAUUAACUUAUUUCAUUAAAGAAGUUGGGAGAACAAAUAGAAAAAAAAACUUAUUUUUCUAGUAAAUAUUAAUGUAUUACAUUUCAAAUAAUGGUGCCUGACAUAUUGAAUAAUUAUUUUCUACAGUGUACGUAUGCAACAAAGAUAUUCCAUCAUGCAUUAGAGUCAGUUCUGGCUCUGCCUCGCUGUUUACAUUUGCAAAUGUAGCAAACAAGGUAAUGAAGCAACUCUUUCUAUUGCAGUAGAUAUCUUCUUUUUUUUGUGUGUGUGUGCAUUAAAGUUGUAAACGGUAACAUGAAAUGAAUGAAAUUUCUUGAUAUAA